UCUAGUUUUCUAAACCACAUUUCUGAGUUGAACAGUAAAACACAAAUGUCAGUCCUACUUUGUGUUGAACAGUCAAACUCAAAUGUCAGUCCUACUUAAUUCUACAGAAAUUUAUCUAUCACAUUCUCAACAUCGGGCCCUCACAAAUAGAAAACGAAAAUAAUGUGGCGUAUACAGAAUAUGCCUAAGAGUAGCCGAAAAUUUCUGCACUAAGUUACUGUGGCUUUAAGGCCAAAGUGGGUAAUGAUUUACAUAUUUACAGUUAAAUUGCAAAGACAGAGAAGACUCAGAUGCGCCCUAGACCAAGAUGAAUCGUGCGGUUUAUACUGCUGUCAAAAAUGGCGACCUUGAUGCUAUUUUAAAAAUUUGCACGGGCAAAACCCUCGACAACUGAAGGAACUUACUUUUGAAGGCAAUACUGUCCUGCACAUCGCUGCGAGGGAAGGCCAUUCGAAGCUGGUUAAAUGGAUUCUUCAAAAUGUGAAAGCUUGUCGUAUGUUUGGAACUCGCAAUGCCGAUCGCAAUACGCCGCUGCACGAAGCUGCUAAGCGGGGAAAUGCUGAGAUAAUUACUACUCUUCUUCACCACAACAAAUGUGCAGCCGCUAAACGCAAUCGUUUUGGAGAGUCAGCUCUGUUAAUAGCUUCAGAGCACGGUCAUGUGGAAGCGGUGAAGCUUUUGGUUAAAACCACACCAGUAUAUAUCAUUCUCUGGCCAACGGAGAACCACCAAACUUGCCUUCACAUUGCUACUUAUGAAGGGCAUUCAGAGAUGGUAGAGUUGAUACUUGAGUAGCCUAAUUUCUGCAACAUUUUGCAGCUCAUUAUGAUUAUUCCUGAUAUUCACGGUGCCAUUCCAUUGCAUUCUGCUGUUCAUGGGGGGAAUGCAAAUAUUUUGAGUCUCAUUGCAAACAAAAGUCUAAGUUGGAGAUUUUGUAUGAAUUGGUUUGACAAGGGAUUAAUGACAAAGAAGGAUAAGUUUGGAAGGUGUGCAGUACAUUUAGCAGCAAUCAAGGGUGAUCAAGAGAUAAUGGAUAAAUUGCUGUCAGAAAUACCAUAUUGUACCGAAAUUCGUAGUAGAGACCUUAAAACUGCUCUACACUUUGCUGUAGAACGAUAGUGAAGAAGCUGCUCCCUCGAGACAAGAUAGAAGAAAUGGCAGAACUAGUGAGAUAUGACCGAGACAUCUCUGAAAAUACAGUGCUACACUUGGCUAUCAUCAAUGGAGGGGAUCCAGAGGUUGGGAAUUAUAUAUAUUUAGAUUUUUUUCCUUUUCAACCAUUAUGAAUUCGAUAUUUUUAUUUUCUAAUGACCUAGACAUUUCUAAGAACACAUUGUUACACUUGACUAGCAGCUUCUUGGAGUCUAAUCCCAACUAUUCCCAUUACUCUCCUCCGUAAUUUUUUUCCCUCUCCCGCUAUCUUCUAUCCUCUUCAUAUCUUUCAUUUGUGUA
This is a messenger RNA of Cryptomeria japonica (Japanese cedar), 1452 nucleotides long. Its product is annotated as putative E3 ubiquitin-protein ligase XBAT31. The transcript is spliced from 2 exons. The record is from RefSeq and is a predicted model, not a curated record. Gene Ontology annotation, molecular function: protein binding. The coding region runs from base 496 to 795 and encodes 99 amino acids. NCBI's taxonomy places the organism in Eukaryota, Viridiplantae, Streptophyta, Pinopsida, Cupressales, Cupressaceae.